CCUAUCCAGAGGACGUUAUUUUCGGGGGGUAUUGAACAAACGCGGACGAUCAGGUGAGCCACGCGAUUUAUUCAGGCUUUGCUAGAUCUUCAUGAACGCAUAUGCAUCACCAACAACAUGGUUGCGACAUUCCUGCCAAUAUUUAGGUCUUGUGCGCAUGGACUCACUGCUGAGCAGGCAGUUCCGCUAAAAAUUAUAUUCUUGAACCAGCAGUUCUUCAUUUUCUUGUUGCUUGUGCUUGUCCAAGUGUUUUGUGAAGAAAAUACGACACUUACGCUCCUGUCAGCGCCCUUCAAGACCUCAGAAAAUGAACCAACGAACAUGCCAAGCUCAUUCACCACUUCCGAAGCACCGACGUCUUUAGGAAAGGUUAAUAAGUCACACCUGCUAAUGUUCAUAACGUCUAACGCGGCUUCGGGUGCGCGAACUCUUUUGAACUUUUCGGGAACAUCGAAAUUACCAGGAACCAUUGGUAAACAAACCGCGACAAAGACGAAGCUGACUGCCACCUUGGAGCAUGCCACAUCUUCGAUAAAGCCAAAGUUGAUUGAAAGGGCGCAUGAGAUGAAUACAGAAAAAGAAGCAGUAACCAGUUCAACACGGCCAACCUCCAGAAGUUUAAUAGACAUAAUGCCUACAGAGGUCCUCGGAUAUAUUAACACUUCAUCGUCAGCCUUACCAGAGAUGGAGCCGACACCGAAGAGGUCAAAAUUUCUCAGUGAUAUUCAGACCUACAUCAAGCAGCUGAUGUCUACAGUAGGAAGCGAAUUGACCCGGAAUCUACUGAAAGCCGACUUAUCUACUGACUGCACUGUCGGCUUGCUGCACUUUACAAGAGCCAUCCAGGAUCUAGAGCCCUGGGCCUUGCGAUUAAUCGACGCCACGGCCAAGUAUCCCACUGGCUUGCUACAGGGCACCAUGUCCGAUCUGGGAGCCUACGAUGAGUGCAUCGAGACUGUGGUGCAAGACGAGUACGGAGCUACAACUGUGCGUGGCCAGUACUGCGACGUGCAUCUGUCAAUAUUAGACCAAGAAGCAUACAAUCAAGUUACGCUGCAGGCCAUCAUAAACUUCAACAAAAGGAUGGCAAGGUUCAAGUCCUACUUGACAGAUAAGAAUCUGCCUGGAAUACGACUCGGUGUCUGCGUCAUCGAUGCUUGUAGAGAACAAGACCUAGCCAACAUUGGCAGCGUUCUUGCAGGAUCUUUCAUGAAGGUUACCGUGAAGGACUGCGUGACAAAUGUGUAUGAAGGAAUGAGCUUCGUUCAAGCCUGCAUAAUCGCAUUCUUGGUUGUUCUCGCAGCAGUUAUUGCUAGUGGAACAAUCUUUGAAUUAUUUGCCAAAAACUGGGAUUGUGAACGCAAUAAAGCCACUUUUUACAAGUGCGUCAGUGCCUUCUCGCUCGUGAGCAACAGUAACCGAAUUCUGCAAAUCAUGGAGGAGGACAAUCCCGAAAAACGGCGCUACAGGUUUGCGUACGGCCUUCGUUUCUUGAGCAUGUUCUGGAUUUGUCUGGGACAUUCAUAUGGUAUGAUCAACGAAAACAUCACAAGAAUCUUCAAUGCUGUGUACAUCUUUGAAACCUGGGAGUCACCUAUCAUAUCAGCAGCGUUCAUGGCUGUAGACACAUUUUUCUUUAUGAGUGGGUACUUGCUGUACCUCACUCUCAGCAAGCAGAAGGGAAAUCGGGCCAUCAUUGCGGUUGUAGCGAUUAUUAGGCGGUUUAUAAGGUAA
This is a messenger RNA of Rhipicephalus microplus (southern cattle tick), 1734 nucleotides long. Its product is annotated as nose resistant to fluoxetine protein 6-like. The record is from RefSeq and is a predicted model, not a curated record. Lineage: Eukaryota; Metazoa; Arthropoda; Arachnida; Ixodida; Ixodidae.